Linum trigynum is the source of this 2660-nucleotide messenger RNA. The record is from the annotation of a GenBank genome assembly. NCBI's taxonomy places the organism in Eukaryota, Viridiplantae, Streptophyta, Magnoliopsida, Malpighiales, Linaceae.
CUAGCUGUGGCCGGGUUGUGCGCAUUUAAUGGCCUGUCGGGCGUCCUAGGAGAUAAGUUGCUAUAAAUGUAGCCCAUCAAUGGGUAUUUAUACUAGCUGUGGCCGGGUUGUGCGCAUUUAAUGGCCUGUCGGGCGUCCUAGGAGAUAAGUUGCUAUAAAUGUAGCCCAUCAAUGGGUAUUUAUACUAGCUGUGGCCGGGUUGUGCGCAUUUAAUGGCCUGUCGGGCGUCCUAGGACGCCUCUUAGCAAAAUCGGUUAUGCAAUGCCUUCCUUGGCCAACUCUAGAAGAGGAUGGCCGACCAUGGAGUAGACUAGAGUCAAACGUAGCCGAAUGGGCUGGUUCUCCGCUAUGGUCCAAUCUUCCGGCCCAUUUCUCCAGCACUGGUUUCCAAAUUGGACCAGGAAAAGGAUCUAACCAGUCGUUACCUUCUACUUGCCUUUCUGGAAAGAAAGAACUAGCAAGUAUGAACUCGUUAAGGGCUGAAAAUGAUUCCCUGAACAGCAGCCAUGUCUCUAAGCUCAAAUCAUCACAGCCAAGUCUCAAAGUGGUCACCACGAGGGAAGUUAACGUACAAAGAGAUCUUUCCCAUUCUCCCUCCCUUUCCCAGAAAUGUGGACAGCAUUGUUGCAUUGUUUCCUUCUUUACUUAAAAACUUUUCCUCCCACUACCCACUCCAAUUUUGGCUGCACACAUCUGCAUGCGCAUCAACAGCAGGCCUGCAAACUUGAAACUUACAACUUCGCCAUUCCCCUCCCCCCUCUAACUAGCUAGCUAGCUGCGCGCUACGCUUCGUCUACUGUCUGGUUUCGUAGCUGCAACUUCAUUCCUUUGGUUUCUACUGUUAUAAGUAUCUAACACGCAUGGACAUUCCCCUUUGCUCAUCACUCCAAGUAACAUGGCAUUCCCUCUCUUGGCUUUAGCCUCCACUUUCUUCUUCUUCUUCUUGUCGACCUUCCAAGGGACAACCCAUUUCUCCACUUCACAACCAAAUGAGUUUCAAGUUGUCUCCCAGAUCUCACUCCCGCCCGAAAUCCCUCCCACUAUGAGUAACACGUCAUCUCCAACUUCAUCCCCUUAUGAGCCUGCUACAGUUUUCAGUGUGCUCUCUUACGGUGCAGUUGGCGAUGGUGAAGCAGACGACACGUCAGCGUUCAAGAUGGCAUGGGACAUUGCCUGCCAAACACAAUCCGCGCUCCUCGUAGCACCAGCUGGUUAUCGCUUCGUCGUUCAGCCUACUGUCUUCCCAGGACCUUGUCAAACUGGCCUCCUGUUUCAGAUUGAUGGAACCAUAAUGGCACCGGAUGGACCGAGAUCAUGGCCGAGUUACUCGAACAAGAGACAAUGGUUGGUGUUCUACAAUGUGAUAGGCAUGACAGUGCAGGGUGAUGGUGUUGUGGAUGGGAGAGGACAUAAAUGGUGGGAUCUUCCCUGUAAGCCUCACAAAGGGAUUCAUGGAGCAACAACAGUAGCUCCUCCCUCAUGUGAUAGCCCAGUUGCAAUAAGGUUCUUCAUGAGCUCAAACCUCACAGUUCAAGGGCUGAAGGUGCAGAACAGUCCUCAGUUCCACUUCCGGCUCGACCACUGUCAAAAUGUCGUGGUGCGAAUGCUCAACAUCCACUCACCUUCUUUGAGUCCUAAUACAGAUGGGAUUCACAUUGAGAACUCCAACAACAUCAUAGUUCACAGUUCUCUCAUCUCAAAUGGAGAUGAUUGUAUAUCCAUUGGAGCUGGAAGUUAUAAUGUUCACAUACGGAACAUUACCUGCAGCCCAAGCCAUGGAAUCAGCAUUGGCAGCCUAGGUUACCGCAACUCCGGAGCCUGUGUAUCAAACAUCACAGUGUCUGACUGCUUCAUUCAUCAUUCUCAAAACGGUGUACGAAUCAAGACAUGGCAAGGAGGGUAUGGCUCAGUAUCUCAGGUCAAGUUCCACAACAUCUGGAUGGAGGGCGUCCGAAACCCUGUGAUCAUAGACCAGUACUACUGCCUCUCCAAGAACUGCUCCAACCAGACCAGUGGAGUCUACAUCCAUGAUGUCUCUUACUCAAACAUCCGGGGCACGUACGAUGUCAGGAGCCCUCCGAUGCAUUUGGCCUGCAGCGAUUCGGUCCCCUGCACGGACCUCGAGCUGUCAGAUAUAGUGUUGUUCCCCGGAGCUGACCAUGGUGGAGUUGCAGAGAAGAACCCAUUCUGCUGGAAUGCUUAUGGGGGAAACCAGACGCUCAUUGUCCCUCCUGUUUCUUGCUUGAUUGGAGGGAGUCCAGAUUUGAUCAUGGAAUUGAAGGAGGAUCUUUGUUGACUUAAAGCAGCUAUUUUGGAUUCCAGCAAACACAAAAAAAGAAAUAAAGACUAGCUCUUGGACUGGAAACGGGGUGCUGCCACAUCUACCAAAUGGCAACAUUCAGUAGUCUGAUGUACAAUAUUUCUCCGUGCAAAAUAGAAACUGCAGACUACAGAUUCUUAGCUAUAUCAGGCAAGAGAGGUCUUUAAAAAGAAUACAAGCGGAAAAGCAUGUGAAGGUUGGUACAAAAUGCAGAUGAAAGAAGUCGGGACAGGGUGGCCAAACUUGUCCCUCCACAAUCCAACAUAAGAGUGCAGUUUGGCCACUGUCCUAAAUAAGGCUUUAACCAGCACUAAAACUUCACUAAAAUGUAAAGAUAACU